UAAGAUAUGAGAGCUUCUCUCACUCUCACUCUCGUCACUCCCUCACAGAGCUGAUAGGCCACACAGAGCUUCCUCCUCCUCUGCUCUUCUUCGUCUCUCCCGAGGAGAUGAGCUUCUCCGCGAAGCCUCAAACGCUAACACUAAUCUCAUGCACUCCUCUAUCUUCUUCUUCUUCUUCUUCCUCCUCCUCUCUCCCAUCAAUUCGCAGACACUUCCUCGGCUGCGGUGGCCAUAGUCUCCGACCGCUCUCCGGCGGUCUUCGCUCUCUUAGAAAACGCAGAAGCCUCGCCGGCGACCAUCGCUCUCCUCCCUCGAAGUUUCUCAUCAAGGCCUCUCUCGACCCGCAUUUGCUCCUCGUCGUCGUCGCCGUCGUUACCUUCUCUGCUGUCUCCGUCAUCUACUUCAAUCGGCCAUUCAAGUCCAAGAAGAAUGUCGAUGCUAGAGUUAGAAAGCUCAGAGAGGUUAGAGACGCCAAAGAGGUCAGUAGCCAGCUACCUAUCCGCGAAAAUCAGAUUCUUGGUUUUGAUGCUUUGAACGGAAAGAUUGAAGAAUUAGAGACACCGGUGCUGCAAUUUCACAAUUCUGCGCAGGAGUCUCUUGCGCCUUUGGUGUUUGAAUCAACCGCAGUGCUUCAACCACUUCGUUUUCCCACUGAGUUGACUCAGUUGCAGCAGCCAGAGCGGUCUGAAGAUGUUGAUUAUGAUCCAAUUUCUGAAGAGUUCUCUAAAUUAAUGGGUGAACGGUCUGAAGAUGGUGGUCGUGACCCAAUUUCUGAUGAGUUCUCUAAAUUAAUGAGUGAUUCUAAUUUUGGAGUAGCUUCGCCUUCUGUUCCUGUAGAUGAUGAGGAAAGCGUUGAAGUUGGCGAAAGCGAUGAAGUCGGCGAAGUGGGUGAAGCUACUAGCUUUCAUGUACUCAAUAGAGAAUCGGUGAGAGAAGAGCUUCACAUGUUUUAUGAGGCAAACAAGUCUGAGACGAAAUCUGUAGCAAGCUUGAAUGGUAAAAAGCCAUCUUCUUUUUUGAGGAACAUCAACGUGACAGGGGCGGAUUUAAUACCACAAGCUUCCCAUCACACUACAGAGUCUAUAGAAGGCCAUACCCGCAGCAGAAAGGACUUGGGAAAAGGCAAUGGAUAUUCAAGCGACAAAGAAGUAAGACAUUUGCCUAAAAAGAAUUCUGGGACUAUGACCCAGUUUCCCCACCCAAAUGGGAUUCAUACAAAUGACAGAGAUCUUCUAUCAGAGCAAUUAAGUGCUUACCAUCGUUUGCUAAAGGAUGGGAGGCUAGGCGACUCUUUAAAAUUGCUUGAAGAUUUGGAAAGAAGGGGUUUGUUGGAUAUGAAUAAGGUUUAUCAUGCAAGGUUUUUUGAAAUCUGCAAAUCGCAAAAGGCUGUUGACAAAGCUUUCCGUUUCAUCAAACUGAUUCCAAAUCCAACCUUGAGCACAUAUAAUAUGCUUAUGACUGUCUGUGCAAGUUCUCAAGAUUCAGAGGAAGCUUUCCAUGUUCUGCGACUUGUCCGGGAGGCUGGAAUGAAGCCCGAUUGCAAACUUUACACUACUCUGAUAUCAACAUGCGGUAAAAGUGGAAAAGUUUACACGAUGUUUGAUGUCUUUCAUGAGAUGGUUAAUGCUGGAGUCGAACCAAAUGUUCACACAUAUGGGGCACUUAUUGAUGGUUGUGGCAGAGCUGGGGAAGUGGCCAAGGCUUUUGGUGCUUAUGGGAUAAUGAGGUCUAAGAAAGUGAAGCCAGAUCGAGUUGUAUUCAAUGCGCUUAUUACUGCAUGUGGUCAAUCAGGAGCAGUUGAUCGUGCUUUUGAUGUCUUAGGAGAGAUGAUGGCAGAAACACAACCUAUAGAACCUGAUCACACAACUGUCGGUGCACUAAUAAAGGCAUGUGCAAAUGCUGGUCAGGUUGAUCGAGCACGGGAAGUAUAUAAGAUGGUCCACAAAUAUAAGAUAAAGGGCUCCUCCGAGGUUUACACCAUAGCUGUUAACUGUUGCAGCCAGACAGGUGAUUGGGAGUUUGCGUGCAAUGUGUAUAGUGAUAUGACUAGGAAAGGCGUGGUCCCUGAUGAGAUGUUUCUCAGUGCAUUAAUAGACGUUGCUGGGCAUGCUGGAAAACUAGAUGCUGCCUUUGAAAUCCUACAAGAAGCUAGAAAUCAAGGAAUACAAGUUGGAACUGUAUCAUACAGCUCAUUGAUGGGAGCCUGUAGCAAUGCCAAAAACUGGCAGAAAGCACUGGAGCUCUAUGAAUAUCUCAAAUCCACUAAAAUUGAGAAAACUGUUUCAACUGUCAAUGCUUUGAUCACUGCCCUGUGUGAUGGGGAUCAACUACAGAAGGCUAUGGAAGUUCUAUCCGAAAUGAAAGGAUUUGGAUUGCAUCCCAACAGCAUAACAUACUCCAUACUUCUAGUGGCAAGUGAAAAAAAGGAUGAUCUAGAAGCUGGCCACAUGCUCCUUUCUCAAGCCGAAAAGGAUGGGGUUGCUCCAAACCUUGUCAUGUCUAGAUGCAUCAUUGGCAUGUGCUUGCGGAGAUCUGAGAAGGCAUGCUCACUUGGCGGAUCUGUCUUGUCGCGUGAUCGACCACAAGUUGAUAGCAAAUGGGCAUCACUUGCCUUAAUGGUCUACCGCAAAACGAUUGUAGCUGGUAUUAUGCCUACCAUUGAAGUUAUAUCACAAGUUUUGGGAUGCUUGCAGCUCCCUUACGAUGCAUCAUUCAAGAAUAGACUUAUUGAGAAUCUUGGUGUAACUGCCGACACAUCAAGAGCUUCAAACCUAUGUUCAUUGAUAGAUGGGUUUGGUGAAUAUGACCCUCGCGCUUUUUCAUUACUUGAGGAAGCUGCAUCUCUUGGAAUUGUUCCAUGUAUAUCCUUCAAAGCAAGUCCUGUUGUUGUUGAUGCAAGGAAGUUGCAACUUCACACUGCUGGGGUCUACAUCUUGACUGUUCUAAAAAGUCUCAAACAUCGGCUUGCUGCUGGUGCGAAGUUACCCAACAUGACCAUUUUACUGCCCGUAGAGAAGACACAAAUUAUGUCUCCGAAAGGGAAGACAAUGAACAUUGCAGGAAGGGUUGGCCAGUCAGUUGCAGCAUUAUUGAGAAGGCUUGGGAUACCUUACCAAGGAAAUGAAUCACGUGGAAAAAUAAAAAUCAGUGGGUUGGCCAUGAAAAGAUGGCUUCAGCCAAAGCUUGCUUCUUUCACUGGAAAACCAGGAGAAUUCGGCCCAUCCCAGUUACAAUUAGGGAAAGGAAUCACACAUCAGCAGCGCAACAUUCGAACUGGCAAUCUGUCCUUGGAGUAAGGGGACAUAAUAUAUGGAUGCUGCCCAGUAGACAGUUUAGAAGCAUCUAAUCCAGUUUUCCUAACUUCGGCUGAUGCUCUUUACACUUUUUAUAUCAGUGGUCUUACAUGCCUAUACCUACCCUGAGCCUAACUCACUACCCCAUUCUCAAAAAUUGCUUCGAAUAUGGGAUACCAAAAGUUGAAAGUUUCUUCCAUGCAUAGAGUUUGUAGAAGAGUAACGAGAGUUCGUAUAAAAGUAGCGACAGCCGGGGAUUAAUAGAGUGAAAAGAAGCUCCUUGGAUUGCAAAGAGGAGAGAUGCAUGAUUUUCAAUUCUGAA
Prunus avium (sweet cherry) is the source of this 3615-nucleotide messenger RNA. It is a transcript of the gene MRL1, whose product is annotated as Pentatricopeptide repeat (PPR) superfamily protein. Lineage: Eukaryota; Viridiplantae; Streptophyta; Magnoliopsida; Rosales; Rosaceae. The record is from RefSeq and is a predicted model, not a curated record. Gene Ontology annotation, molecular function: protein binding.